Messenger RNA from Pollicipes pollicipes, 576 nucleotides. RefSeq names its product proton-coupled amino acid transporter 4-like. The record is from RefSeq and is a predicted model, not a curated record. Bases 1 to 576 code for a protein of 191 amino acids. Gene Ontology annotation, biological process: amino acid transmembrane transport. The transcript has 5 exons. Gene Ontology annotation, cellular component: vacuolar membrane. NCBI's taxonomy places the organism in Eukaryota, Metazoa, Arthropoda, Thecostraca, Pollicipedomorpha, Pollicipedidae. Gene Ontology annotation, molecular function: L-amino acid transmembrane transporter activity.
AUGGGGCAGGCGGGUGAUCCUGACGCUGAUGAACAUCGCGCUGUUCGGCACGAGCGUGGUGCUGCUGCUGGUCUCAGCGGAGCUGGAUUCGACCUGCUGGCCCUGCGCAGUCUGGGCAUAUGCAGCUGGGUGCUGGUGCUGACGGUUCUGCUGACGCCCGUCACCUGGCUCGGCUCGCCCCAGCACCUCAGAGCACCAGCCAUGUUCGCGCUGGUGUCAGUGGUGCUGGGCGCCGCGUUGAUGCUGGUGCAGAUGAUGGUGCUGCCGCCGGCGGUGGCGCCGGUGGUGCCACUGGCGCCAGUCAGCCUGUCGAGCUUCUGCCUGGGCCUCAGCACCAUAGUGUUCAGCUUUACCGGCGUGUCCACCUUCCCCACCAUCCAGCUGGACAUGGCCGACCGGGCUCGCUUCAGUCGCGCCGCCGCCGCCGGUUUCGCAGGUCUCUGUAUGGUGUACGUCCCGGUGGCGACCUUGGGCUACGUCAUUUAUGGAGAUCAAGUGCGCGACAACAUUACAGAGAACUUCACCGCUGGCCCCCUGCUCAUCAUCAUCCAGCUCCGCUUCGACGUGUCGGCAUGA